UUAAACUUAACUUUUAAAUAGUAACUUGUUUACUUUGUUCAUAGAAGGAGCUUAUCCAACAAUAACAACAACAGACGCAAAUCCAAACGUAAAGGUAGAGCGCAAACGAAACAUAACAUACCAUAACAGAAACCAUUUAACCAAAAAACCUCCAUUUUCGAGCAAAAAGCUGCUAGCUUCAGUUUUUUGUCUCUGGUCUCAACAAUGGCAUCAUCAAGAAAAAUCUUUCACUCUAAGCCAAGCUACAGCUUUCCUAUUGAUCCUUCCACCAUUGAUAACCCUCAUCUCGUUUUCGAAUUCGAGGAAGCUGAUUUGUGGAAAUUACCAUCAAACGAUCAUCACCCUCAUCAUCAGUCAUCGAAUAGCGCCGGCGCGUUGGAGCUGUCGAGAUCGGCAAAAGGAAUACCCAGUUCUCGUUCGUCGAAGAAGCUUUUGGCGAAUAUGCACGUGUCGUCUACUUCAUUGCCGAUGAACAUACCGGACUGGUCGAAGAUUCUUAAAGAGGAGUACAGACAUGGGAAGAGUGAUGAAGGAGGAGACGGUCAUAACGGCAACGGCAUCAGCCAAAACGACGACGAAGCAGAAUACUACAGCUGGGUUCCUCCGCAUGAGCUUUUAGCGAUGAGGAGAGGGGCUUCGUUUUCGGUUCAUGAAGGAAUAGGGAGGACUUUGAAAGGAAGAGACUUGCGUCGGGUCAGAAAUGCAAUAUUGAAGAAAGUUGGGUUCGAGGAUGAAAAUAUUGAAGUUAAUUAUUAGAGCUUUUUAUGGGAAAAAUUUUGAUCCUCUAGCUCUUCCUUUUUUAAUUAUGGGGUUCUUCAUCUAAUUAAUUUAUCUUUCUAAUCCUCUAAUUUGUGAUGUUUUCAGUAUCGAAUCAGAGGAUGAUUUUCUGAUGUAAUUACCAUUAAAAUUAACUAUAUAUGAGACUAGAAAAAUCUGAAUGUUAAUAUU
Molecule: messenger RNA, 948 nt
Organism: Pistacia vera
Lineage: Eukaryota; Viridiplantae; Streptophyta; Magnoliopsida; Sapindales; Anacardiaceae
Exons: 1
Coding region: 205-756 (183 amino acids)
Source: RefSeq, a predicted model, not a curated record